Molecule: messenger RNA, 1056 nt
Organism: Synchiropus splendidus (mandarinfish)
Lineage: Eukaryota; Metazoa; Chordata; Actinopteri; Syngnathiformes; Callionymidae
Product: phenylethanolamine N-methyltransferase-like
Exons: 5
Coding region: 1-1056 (351 amino acids)
Cellular component (GO): cytosol
Molecular function (GO): phenylethanolamine N-methyltransferase activity
Source: RefSeq, a predicted model, not a curated record
AUGCCGAAGCCUAUCUCAGGGAGUCUCGACCUAAGAGGUCUCCCUCAGAGGGAUGAACUAGCAGAAAUGUGCAUCAAGCUUGGUUGCCAGAUCCUGUGGUCUCAGGCCCACCAAAAGGACCGUGACUCCCCCAAGUGCUGUGGUUCUGUCCCUCAGACUAUGGUGUCCACUGUUUCCUCUGCUGGUCCGAGGCUGUCCAGAUAUAAAGUCGCCACUGGAACAGGAACAGCAGUGCAAGUGGAGAAGACCAUGGACGCAGAACACCAGGCUUUAGCUGAGCUCUACCAGCAGGGCUUUGAUCCCGCUGAGUACCUGCGCUACAACUACAGCUACCCACGUGCUGACUUUUCCAAGGAGGACAGCUUCACCGUCUGUUUGUUGAAAACCCUGCACAAGGCUUUUACUGAAGGUGACAUCAAAGGAGGGGUGCUGCUGGACGUUGGUUCAGGUCCAACUAUUUACCAGGUGAUGGCAGCAUGCGAGAUCUUCGACAAGGUGAUCAUGAGUGACUUCCUGGAGGCCAACCGAAACGAGCUGAGGAACUGGUUGGAGAACAAUGGGAAGUGCAGCCUGGACUGGUCUCCAUUCUUCAAGUACGCCUGCAAGCUGGAGGGACGAGAACCUUCUGCUUGGGAAGAAAAAGCUGCACGACUGAGGAAAGUGCUGAAAGGCAUUGUCCCUGCGAAUGUCCACCUCCCUCAGCCAGUGAGCGCCGACGUGGUCCCACCUGAAGGAGCCGACUGUAUUGUCUCCUGCUUCUGUCUGGACGCUGCCUGCCUCACCAUGCCCCUCUACUCACGAGACUUGGGCCAUGUCGUGUCUCUGCUGAAGCCUGGUGGUCACCUCAUGAUCGUCGGCACCGUAGGAAUGACCUAUUAUUAUGGUGGUCCCCAAGCAAAUGUCUCAACUUUCCCCUUCACUGAGGUUGAGGUUUGUCAACUGCUCAGAGAGAACGGCAUGAGCCUGAUCCGAUUGGAAAUGUUCCCACUACCCCAGAAGGAAGAGACGACGGAUGAUGCCAAAGCAAUUUUGUUUGUCAAAGCCAAGAAGGAUUGA